Cynara cardunculus var. scolymus (artichoke) is the source of this 1794-nucleotide messenger RNA. Its product is annotated as transcription factor bHLH155-like. The record is from RefSeq and is a predicted model, not a curated record. Gene Ontology annotation, biological process: regulation of DNA-templated transcription. Gene Ontology annotation, molecular function: DNA-binding transcription factor activity; protein dimerization activity. The transcript has 10 exons. The coding region runs from base 1 to 1794 and encodes 597 amino acids. Lineage: Eukaryota; Viridiplantae; Streptophyta; Magnoliopsida; Asterales; Asteraceae.
AUGGGCACAGUUCAGAAAGAUUCAGUUGUUAAUAAUGUGCUCAAGAAUCUGUGUUGUUCUUAUGGAUGGUCUUAUGGUGUUUUUUGGAGCUAUGAUCAGCCAAAUUCAUUAUUGUUGACCCUGCAAGAUGCCUACUUUGAUGAAGAAUUCGGAGGAUUGAUCGAUCAUCGGCUUCUGCAAGUACCGAUUGGAGGAGGGAUAAUUGGACAAGCUGCUUAUGCUAACAAGCACCUGUGGAUAUCCUCAGAAGAUCAUUACAAUGAACAGAGUUUUUCGGGUUCAAUCUGGGAUAUGUUUCUGGAUGACGAUGGAUUUCGUGGCCAGUUUUCGGCUGGUAUGAAGACAAUUGCAAUAAUCCCUGUGGAGCCACAAGGAGUCGUACAUUUUGGGGCCAAGGAGAAGAUUCUGGAGAGGAUGGAAUUUGUAGAUCAAACAAGAAGAAUGUUUCAAGAAUUUGUAAAUGGUGGACAUGAAAUUGCUUCAUCUUCCUUAAACAGCCAAGUUUGUCAUCAAAACGGUUUGAUAUCGUCCGAAGAAUCUUGUUUUCUUGAUGCACCCCCGGAUUUCGGUAUCCCGAAUGAAUUCUUCCAAAUGGAAGAUUUCAAUCUCGGAAGCUUCACACCGAAGGAUGACUUUUUGUCGUUUAUUCCCGUCAAUUAUGAUGAAUCCGUGACUAUUUCUGGUAGUGACGUUGAUCCGCUCGGAAAUAUGGGAGAUUUGGGAGACAUUUUAGCUCCGGUUAUCGAUGGAAGUCACUCAAGUUUCGAUUCCUACAGUUCAGGAUGUAUGUUCGUGCCGAAGCCAACCCGCCAAUUUGACUGUUCUGCCCUUGGUCAGAAACCGAAAGAAAGGUUGUUCGCAGGGCUUGGGAUCGAAGAGCUUUUGGAGGGUAUUUCUGGUAUAUCCAAUGCAGCUUCGACCUCUUGCGUCGAGGGUCAAGUUGCAAAAAGACGGAAAACUGGAAAUUCAAUGUGGGAAGCGAGUUCAUUACAGCCUGUUCUAUAUAACAACAAUCUUGAGCCGAAGAAAGAUGCCAUGGCUAAAUCAGCGUCGGGUUUACGGAUGGUCGAUGGUUAUAGUAUGAGUGGUUCGAGCACAAUUGUCCAAGCUAUGAAACAAGUCGAAACUUCGAAACCCGCUAAGAAAAAAGCUAAACCCGGGACUCGGCCCCGGCCCAAAGAUCGCCAGCAAAUCUUGGACCGAAUGGCCGAGUUGCGACAACUGAUUCCGAACGGUGAGAAGAUGAGCAUCGAUUGUUUGUUGGAUCGGACCAUCAAGCACAUGCUUUUCUUGCAAAGCGUAACGAAACAAGCCGUCCGAAUAAAAGAAGCCGAUGAGCCAAAGCAUAAUGGCGUGGUUUCCAUUGACCCGAGCACCAACGGUGUGACUUGGGCAUGCGAAUUGGGAAAUCAGACGGUCGUGUGUCCGCUAAUUGUCGGGGACCUCGGUUCCCCUGGUCAAAUGCUUGUCGAGAUGCUUUGUGAAGAACGAGGAUUCUUUCUUGAGAUAGUGGACAUAAUCCGGAGUUUCGGCUUAAUAAUCUUAAAGGGAGUUAUGGAAGCUCGCACUGAUAAAAUUUGGGCGCGAUUCAUAGUCGAACCCGAGAUUAACAGACACGUAACACGACACUGGCUAUUCUCGGCUCUCGUUCGGCUUCUACAAAUGAUAGAGGUCGGCGGUGAUGGUAAGAAGUAUGGGGAAAUUGGAAAUUCUUUACUUGACGAUUUAAAUCGUCAAUCUGGGAUACAAAAUCUUGUGAAUUUGGCAGAAAUGCAAUACUGUAUGAACUUGUAA